AUGCCUUCUCGAACCUCGGUACCUACACCAAAGACUCGUGUCUACUGUUCACUUCUAGUUGAUCUUGACAAGACGUUCAAAAAGGACGAUUUGUACAUAUUAAAGUUUACUUUAAAAGAUGUCAUUCCUGAAGGCGUUUUAGAAACGCUUUAUCGACCACUCGAUGUAUUUUCAGCCCUGGAAGAGCGCGGUUAUCUUGGACCAGACAAUCUUGACAAACUCCGUGAGUACCUUGGUUCCGUCGAACGCCCUAAAUUGAUUGAGAUGGUUGAUCAAUUGGAAGAUGCAGAUACAGAAUUCCCUUUAAAGCCGAGAUCAGAGAAUCGUCUUGAGGAAGGCGGCUACAGUGUUUCAGUGAAAGGUGGCCGUCAUUUUGAUACAAGCAAGGGAGAAUUCGUAGAAGUUAGAAGUGGUUCAAACUAUGGCCUCACUUUGGCGAAUCAGAACAACCACCAAUGUUUGUUCUACGUUGAGAUCGACGGUUACGAAAUGUUCCCCAACGGAUUUAUAUUGGGCCCAAGACAAAACUAUACGAUAGAACGGCCAUUAAGAGUACCCAAAAAGUUUAAAUUCUUUGAAAUUUCCGAUGCACCCGCUGGAUCUGGUAUCAACAGAUAUCGUAAAGAUAAAAAUGGCUUAAUUCAAGUAAAAUUUUGUUCCGAAAGAGCAGAUAUGAAAAUUACUUGCGUGGCAUCUGGCUCUGAGGCGCAAACCAUAUCCUGUUCGACAAAUAUCCUCGAUACCCGCUUCCUGAAAUUGGUCUCAAAUGUAUUUGGCAAUGCGGCCGUGACUGUAAUGAUCACUCCAUGUAAACCAUUGGGCCAAAGAGGGGUGAAACUCGUCGAUUAUGGCGUUCGUGAUGGGUCGCGAGUUAAUGUGAGUUUGGGCGUAACUGGAGGCAAGGAUCCCGUCAACAGCUUCCCAUCCAAUGGGAGUCUGAAUGAAUCGUGCAAGAUUACCAAGAGGAGUAUGUGGAAUGCUGGAGCAACAACCUUGGAAGGCGAUAGUGAUCAGAAAUUUGGAAGCGGAAAAAAAUUUGCAAUGGAUAUGUCCCUAGCCGUGACCUUAACCCUACGCCUUGUUUCUCGUGAGAAUCAAACACCAUUACCAUCCACAGGCAACCCAACCCCUCUCACAAAAGCUACCCGUAUACCUCCACCUGUUCAGAGCUAUAAUUAAGGAUACCGCCAUUGCAUGCAUCUUAUUUGUGAACAUUUCUAUAAAGUUUAUAUUAUUACAUUUGGAUUUUUUCUUCUACAGUAUAAACGUAUAGUAGGAAUUUUUUUACUAUUUCUGUAAUUUUUUAUAUAUAAUAGCUGUAACAGAAGCCUAUAGCUCAAACGUCGCACUUUAUCACUAGUAGUAAUGUAAAAUAAAGUUUUUUGAUCUUAUUUGCAUUAUACUAUAUAGGUUUGGCACACGAAAAGUUGGACGUUGGAAUUAGGCCUUGUAUAACUGACAUAUAAAAGCUGAUAUAUACUUGUAUUAUUAUCCUGCAUGUAAUGAAUAGCUUGGCACAGAACUGAGUAGGAAGCUGGAUAUAAGACUUAACUAUAUAACUUUAUCAUCAGUAAUUCAAUAGUUCAUACGAACUGCAUCUAUUUACAGUAUAGUAUGCAGUAAUUCUUGUUAUUUAAUUGCAGUGACAAUAUGAAUAAAUUGUGUAACCUACAUAAAUUAAACUUAACGAUUGGUUGUUUAUAACCUCGUUUAUAACAACAGCAUUUUUAGCUUUUUUUCAAUCUCUUUGUUUGUUUUCCAUGUGGAAACUGUAGGCCUGUUGUGGCAUCAUAAUUUGACGAAAAGACUAUUGAAAUGAAAUUAUGUCUCAUUGAAGAUAUUAUGUCUGUAUAUACACAUUUUGGGUCGUUAGAGCGAUCUCAAACCAAUCCCGGCCCCCAAUCCCAGACCCCAAUCCCAGACCCCAAUCCCAGACCCCAAUCCCAGACCCCAAUCCCAGACCCCAAUCCCAGACCCCAAUCCCAGACCCCAAUCCCAGACCCUAAUCCCAGACCCCAAUCCCAGACCCCAAUCCCAGACCCCAAUCCCAGACCCCAAUCCCAGACCUGUUUCGUGGACUUAAUUCAUGUUGAAUGUCCACACUUGAACAAAAACCCGAAUAAGUUAACCGAAUUAACUAGCGGGAAGAAAUACCAGGCUGCUAAGCACUAGCUUUAUAUGUGGAAAGUGAACCGAUCCAUCAUCUUUGUACUGUAAUAUAUAAUGUAUUGAUUGCCUGGGAGUGCAAAUACAUUUUCACACAAUAAAAAAAACUAUUUUCGAACUAGUACUGGGGAAAUCGCUUCGGUUCCUCCUGGGAUAUUUUCGGGGCCCCUUGACUGGAAAUCCUGGCUACGUGACUACGUCACAGCUAAUUCGUUGUGUUCGAACAUAGUAUCAACCUUGUAGAUGUGCAUGAAACCCAACUUGAAGAAUUUUUUUGUAUUGAGGGUGGUUGUCACCAACUAAUUUUUGGUUUAUUUUCCUUCAGUGUGAUGUGGGAUUUGUUUACGACUCCAAAGGUAAAAAUGUUACGUAAAUCAUUGGACACUUAUAUUCAAAAAUUCCGUUCAAAUAAAUUAAAUCCCUUUUGUAUAUGACCAAAUAUUGAAAUUUUAUCAUAUCUGGCUUUACCUGUAAGUUGCAUUGCGUCCUAAUGCGCCUUGCUUUAUUAUUACACUCUGUCUAAUGCCAGAUUAUUUCACUGUAUAUUUUCAUUCUUUUUAAAGAUCACUCACUUCUUCGCAAAUGGUUAGUUCUUACUGAGCCAGACGACCAUGAAACUAUCAAGGUAUGAUUGCAUAGUGUCUUGUCAGGUUAUGUAAACUUGCACAAUGGACUGUCUCGAACACUACAACUUGGACUUUUUUUCUGGAAAUGGAAUGACUAUUUCGUGCAUGAUUGAUUUCAUACAUUUGACAAUGAAAAAAAAUUCAAUGAAAAAAAAAUAAAAGAUUUUUGCGAUCAUGCGCUGUACUUUGAUAGUUCGUAAAGCGACAUGCAUUCACUGCCUAUGAAUUCGAGUCGCAUUUUUGUACGCAAGCCAUUUUAAUCUGGUUGAAAAAAACAGCGCUUUUGAACUCGAAAGUUGAAUUCUGAGAGAAACUUUAAUCAUUAAUGUAAUGAUAUUGUGGUUUAUGUGCUCAUAUGAAAUCAUUUGAGACGAUGUUACUGUGAAUGUGCGGACACCUCAGAGUAGCAUCAUCUAAAAAAGCAACUUUAUUGUUCAAGACUCUUAACACAUAUUAUUUCACAAAAGUUGAAGAACAGUUUCUCUGUAUUAGGAUCAGGAGCAGUCAGCAACUACUCAGGAUGAAACUCAAGAUUCUGGUGGAACACUAGCUGUUAGUUGAUAUCGUACAAUUAAAAAUAUAUUGCAUUCAGUGCUCAUAUACAAAGUCAAAGGUAUCAUUCAACUUCGAAAAUCAUUUAAGUUUGUAUUUGCUUUUUACCUUUUGUAGGGUUAUGUGAAAACCAGUAUGGUUGUGUUACAACCUGGCGCCACUGCUCCGGUAUGUAUAAAAAGUACUCAAACUGACCAUGUCUAAAAUAGAUUAUGGAAACUAAACUAAAGCUAAACUAUAUACCCUUAUUAUAACACUGGAUGUAAUACAUUUAUCAAUUCUCAAGUAUUUUCCUUAGGUCCAGUUAGGUUAAUCCCUUAUUCGUCCAGUGUUAAUGGAUGUUUAUUUUAGGUUGCCGAAAAUUGCAUGCAGUGUUUGGUAGAGUCAAACUGGAAGCUCUCUUAUAUAUAACUGAGGCAAAAUUAAAAUCAGAGAAUUCAUAAUGCCGAAUUAGAACCAGCGUCACUGAGGGGAAAGCAAAAAGUCAGGACCGGAACUACUGGGGAGGGGUGUGGGGGGUGUAACAUUACCCCAAAGAAUAGUAAAAAAUGGGAGCGCAACUUGCGGACAGGGGGCCCUGGAAUGCUGGAAUUCCGGAACAUGUUAAAUAUUAAGGAAUUUUUUGGGAAAUUGAGGUCGAAAAAGGUCUGAAAAACUAAAUUUAAACCCCCAUUAUGUAAAACUAGUAUUUGGGACGUUCUGUUUUCGGAAACAAAACGUCGACCCCUUGCCGGCGCGGGACGGCCCUGCAAAAUUAAAGUACUAACAAUUGACACGAUACCAACAGUAACGUGUGCGUUUUCCUCUUUCUUUGUAGUCCCUAGAAGACACUGGUAAAAAUUCUGAUGACGAUGACAUAGAAACGUAAGCAACACUAUUGUAACUAGAUCGAAUAUUCGAAUGCAAAUUUCUAUACAGUUUUGGACGCAACCACACUGUAAAUUUCAAGGAGUAAAUGAAUCAACUCCAAAAUUGUUGUUCUCUCACCAAAACAGUGACAGAAUAACAUUUUUCACAAUUAACAAUUUUCAAUUUUCACAAUUUACAGUGCAGGAGCAGUUGCGAAAAAUGCAACUAUAAGUUCUUCGCGGCUGGAAACGAGAGGACUUUUUCACUUACUUACAUUUUUCACAACUAUAAAUCACUCAUUUUAGUGAGUUUUCCUAAAUUGUUUCAAUGUCAGGGCCGUACGCAAUUUUUCAUCAGGAGGGCAGUAAGGCCUGUAUGCCGGAAAAUGUCCCAAAUACCCAAAGAGUUGCCCCCCACCCUGCACCUCCCAGGCUGUUGCACGGCCCUAUUCAAUGUAAUAUAUUUUUUCUUUUGAAAUUAGAAAUUUGCUGCAUUCACCAGGAGUUGCUCUUACUCCAGCACUUUUCAUGCUAAGGGUAUACCGAGCAGAAGAUCUCCCUCAAAGUAAGAAAAAAUUUCCGCUCGAUUUUGCGCUUCAUGUUCGCCCAUUGAACAUUGUCCUUUUUCACGAGUAAAAUCGUCUGGCGUUAGACAGAGUAAAAUAACAAAGUAAAGCAAACCAAGACUCAUUGCGGCUUAAUGGAUAAUUUGGAUAACCAGAGCCAUGAAUGUAAAACUUAAUGCCCGAGUGAAAUAUAACAAAGUAAGGAGUACUGCACCGUUUUGUGAUUGCAUUAAAAUAUACUGGAUAACUAAGAAUGUAUAUGAAAGUAUUAUUUCACGAUUUGUACCUUAAUGAGCUCGUCUUUUUUCUAUGUUUCAGUGGAUUCUGCCUUUGUUCAAAAUGUUAAAAAAACUUUGCGAAUUCGGAAGGUAAAAUAUCUUAGCUUUUCAAAAUGACGUUUCCUCUCUUAUCCUGAUCGGAGUCUCGGCCUAUUUUUCAUUAAAGAUAGCGGCAGCUGAGGCGAACAGUUUGUCUUCAUUUCUUCAUCUCUCACCUUCUUUACAACCGUUCUACCAACUCACAUCUUUCAUUUAUCACAUUGUUUUUUGUCUUGUCCCUCAGAAUCCAUCUCAAUCUCAUCCAUCUUGUCAUUGUGUUUUCUUUCGCAUCCGAACAGCAGUGCCCAGCCUCGCGCUUGUUUCUUGGAUUUUUCGUUUUAGGUUUCUUGGCACUUUCCAGCACAGACAUGUCCUGGCUGCUGUAUAUAAAAUAAGCAUGAAAGUAUCUUCAAAACAUAAAUGAAUUCUAUAAGGUACUAUUUUUUUAACAGCAUCCAAAAGAUCUGGUCGAUCCAUAUUGCGUUGUAAAUUUUGCUGGGAUUAAGGUUUGUUGUAAUAUUUCUAUUUGUCUUGUUGCAACCGUUCUAUAACUUGAUUUAAUAAUAACUUUGUCAAUUGAUUCCUUGACACUAUUCAACUUAUAGGCAACCAGUGAAACAAUUUAUUCUUCAAAUAAUCCAACAUUUAAUGAGAUCUUGAAUGUACCAUUUCAAGUAAGAACAAUUUAUAUGUCUUGUAUAUAUAAUAUUACACACAUCUUAUCAAUAAAAAUUAAAUAUAAGCAGUAAAUUGCUAAAGAUAUAAGGAAUAAUACAUUGGUGCGCGGAAAUACCAGAUUUAUUUCGAGUGUUGAACAUGAUAUCUCACGAGUGAGCGCAGCGAACGAGUGAGAUAUAAUGUUGAACACGAGAAAUAAAUCUGGUAUUUCCAAGCACCCAUGUAUUUUUCUGUUUAUUAUAUAAAGGACAGUCUUUGAAAAGUGAUAAUUUGUACAGAAAAGCGAUAUUUGAAAAGCGAUAAUUUUCACAUGUGAGAUUAUCACGAAUAAUCUCACAUGUGAGCUUAUCACUUUUAUCAGUGCUCGAAAUCUCUAUAAAGCACUAUACUUUAUAUAAUAAUAAACAGUUAUGUUCAAUCUAUUCUCCUCCGCCGAGUUAGUAGAGAUAUGCAUUGAAUUUUAUGGUAUCCUUUUACUAUUUAUGUACCAUUUUUACAAUGUCUUUUUUAGUUCCCAUCCAUGUGUGAUAAACUUAAAAUUCAGUUAGUCGACUGGUAAGUUAUGCAUGGGUCCAAAAGCACACACGAAUUUAUCAACUACAAAGACAUUAGACCAUACUUCUUACUAUUAAGUAAAAAAUAUUUUUAUGUCAUUAGGGAUCGCGUGACCGCAGACGAUAUCAUUGGAACUAAAUAUUUACCUUUGUCAGAAAUUUCUGGAAAUGGCGGCGCAGGUAUGUUGCAAGAUAAUUAUUUUCAAUAUAACAUUCACAGUCAGAAUAUCACUCCUAGCAUCGUCUCGUAACUUCGUUUUUAAAAGACGUGUCAUGCAAGCUUCAUUUGUUUGCGAUUCAGGUUAUCUGCCAUGUUUUGGUCCAUGCUACAUCAACCUGUAUGGUUCGUCAAGAGAGUAUUCAGAUUUGCCUAACGAGUAUGAAGAACUGAACGCUGGAAAUGUGAGCAAAUUUGAUAGUUUUUCUUUAUUUUUCUCGCUUAACUCGGCUUAACCCACUUAGGGCAUUUAAUUAAAGAAAUAAUUAAAUGUUUAAAAACGAGAAUCGACUAAAGAAACUGAGAAUAGAUGAUGUUGAAAAAGCUUUUUAUAUCUAUCCAAACUUCCUUCUGGUUGUAAAGCAGCACUAUGUCAACUGCAAUUCCAAAUGUUUUUGUCCACAUUCAUUUAGGGUGAGGGCGUUGCUUAUCGUGGUCGAGUUUUGGUUGAACUAGAUACUAAGCUCAAUGCAAGUUGCACCGCAGAGAAAGACGCAAUAAGUCAAACAGAUGCCGUUAAAGUGCAAGUAAGCGACAAUCAAGAGAUCAAACAAUUUUGACGUUUCUUUGUCUCCAUUUACCUUCAUUACCUUUCUUCUUCUUCAGCCGUUCAUGCGUCGUUCGAAAUUCCGUCUUCUUGCAAGUUUUUUGGAAGCGACCAUGCUUUCCGUUCAUGAUUCACCCAUUGAAUUUGAA
Molecule: messenger RNA, 7220 nt
Organism: Paramuricea clavata
Lineage: Eukaryota; Metazoa; Cnidaria; Anthozoa; Malacalcyonacea; Plexauridae
Source: the annotation of a GenBank genome assembly